Molecule: messenger RNA, 3001 nt
Organism: Prosopis cineraria
Lineage: Eukaryota; Viridiplantae; Streptophyta; Magnoliopsida; Fabales; Fabaceae
Product: histone-lysine N-methyltransferase EZA1
Exons: 17
Coding region: 178-2820 (880 amino acids)
Biological process (GO): chromatin remodeling
Cellular component (GO): PcG protein complex
Molecular function (GO): histone methyltransferase activity; protein binding
Source: RefSeq, a predicted model, not a curated record
AUGCCGCGUGAAACGGUCCCAGAAAUUAUGUUGAGUUCCGCGGUAGGCCAUGUCACUCCUCACUGCCUACAGCAAACGUGUCAGUCUUAAAGGUCUAAAGCGUUACUUUCUUCCAUAUUUGAGUGUAUCUCGCUCCGUUCGCUCCUUCGUCAAGUCGCAGAGCAUAGCAGAGCAUCUAUGGUGUCCAAAGCAUCAGACUCUGCGAUCAAACUAAGAAAAUCACAUGGAGAGCCAGCAAACGAUGCUGUUGGAACCUUGUCAAGCAAGAUUGAUCAUCUGGAAAAGCAAAUCCAGGCGGAGAGAGUUGUAUCAAUUAAAGAAAAACUAUUGAGGAAUGGGAAGAAGGUACAAUGCCAUGUUUCCCAGAUUGUCUCAGCAAUAACAAGAAGGGAUUCUUUUCUUACAAAGGAAACUAUAAUCAAUCAAAUGCUUUCUUCAAGAAUUGACCACCCUCUAUUUAAGUUCAAUGCUUUCUCUCAAGGUUCUGGUGACAAAGAUCACAUCAACAGUCUAGAACUAGUUUUUACAACAAGUAUCAAGAUGCCUUAUAUUGAAAGAUUACCGCCAUACACAUCUUGGAUCUUUUUGGACAGAAAUCAGAGAAUGGCUGAAGAUCAGUCUGUAGUUGGCAGAAGGCGUAUCUACUAUGACCAACAUGGAAGUGAAGCAUUGAUAUGCAGUGACAGUGAGGAAGAGCUAACGGAACCUGAGGAAGAUAAGCAUGAAUUUACUGAUGCUGAAGACCGAAUUUUAUGGAUGGCGUUUGAGGAAUAUGGGUUAACUGAGGAAGUGUUGGAUACUGUGAGCGAGUCUGUUGGAGGUACUAGACAGGAAAUUCAGGAUAGGUACAAAAGUCUCAAGGAAAAGAACAUGAGGAGGUGGGACCAGCAGUCUGAAGGUUCUGGAAAUUAUGAAUCUCAGAUUGGUAUAAGUUUGGAGGAAAGCCUGAGUACUGCUUUAGAUUCUUUUGAUAACCUUUUUUGUCGUCGAUGCAUGCAGAUGUUUGAUUGUCGCUUGCAUGGAUGUUCUCAACCCCUAAUAUAUCCUAGUGAAAAGCAGCCAGUUUGGUUUGAGCAUGAAGAGGACAGGAAGCCAUGCAGCGAUCAGUGUUACCUAAGGUUAAAGUCUGAGAAAAUUUCAUCAGAUCCUAGUUGUUUACAUGAAAAUAAAACCACAACUAUGGAAGAGGAAGUAUUGACUUUGGCACCCUCCGGUGCAGAAGAGCCAGGAAAGCAGGGCACUGCAACUACCUUGGUGGAAGAAAGAUGCAAUUCUAUGAAUACAACACCUUUUCUGACAGAACUUGCCGGUUGUGGAGGUCUCAACUUAAAUAUGCCUGUGGCAGAGAGUCGGGGGAAACGGAAGACCAUAAAUCGAUCAGAUAUAGCACUGUGUGACUUAACAUUGCUUUCUGAUGAUUCACAAAGUUCUUGUAAAAAGCAAAAGAAAAACACAGAUAUUGAUGCAGUCACUACAAUCAAUGAUAAUAACAGAGACCUAAAUGUCAGUGCAUGUGAUGAAAAAUGUGUUGCUGCUUCUGAAUGUUUGAGUGAUUCUGUAGAUCAUACUUCUAACAAAUCAAUACUUUCUGGGAGCACUUGUCAUGGUGAACAUGAAAAUGUUGGGGAUGGACCUAAAGAUGACAUGGCUGAGGCAGAAUUCAGUGAGUCAUCCAAUUUCAUGAAUAAGCAUGUUGAAGGGAUGCAAAGACUCUCAGAAUGGAAACCUAUGGAGAAAGAGCUAUACUUGAAGGGAAUAGAAAUGUUUGGGAGAAACAGUUGCCUCAUAACAAGGAACUUACUUUCUGGCCUUAAGACCUGCAUGGAAGUAGCUAGUUACAUGCAUGCUGGUGGAGCAUCAAUGCCCUACAGAUCUAAUGUUCCACCAAGUUCACUCAGGAAUGACAACGGAAAAACUGAUGCAGAAUGCACAGACCAAGAGAUGCCAACAAGAGCGAGAUUGCUACGGAAAAGGGGCAAAACAAGGAAAUUUAAAUAUUCUUGGAAGUCUGCCGGCCACCCAUCAAUAUGGAAAAGAAUUGCGGAUGGAAAAAACCAAUCUUGCAAGCAAUAUACGCCCUGUGGAUGUCAGUCAAUGUGUGGAAAGCAAUGUCCGUGCCUUCAUAAUGGAACUUGCUGUGAAAAAUAUUGUGGAUGCUCCAAAAGCUGCAAAAAUCGAUUCAGAGGUUGUCACUGUGCUAAGAGUCAAUGCAGAAGUCGACAAUGUCCAUGCUUUGCUGCUGGACGCGAAUGUGAUCCAGAUGUUUGCCGAAACUGCUGGGUUAGCUGUGGGGAUGGUUCAUUGGGAGAACCACCUAGACGUGGAGAUGGUCAAUGUGGAAAUAUGAGGCUUCUUUUAAGGCAACAACAGAGGAUUCUUUUGGCAAAGUCUGAUGUUGCAGGAUGGGGAGCAUUCUUAAAGAACCCAGUUAACAAAAAUGAUUAUCUAGGAGAAUACACUGGGGAACUGAUCUCCCACCGAGAAGCAGACAAGCGUGGAAAAAUAUAUGAUCGUGCGAACUCAUCAUUCCUUUUUGACUUGAAUGAUCAGUAUGUUCUGGAUGCUUAUCGCAAAGGAGACAAACUAAAAUUUGCCAACCACUCAUCAAAUCCAAACUGCUAUGCAAAGGUGAUGCUGGUUGCUGGGGAUCAUCGAGUUGGCAUCUUUGCCAAGGAACACAUCGAAGCUAGUGAGGAGCUGUUCUAUGAUUAUCGUUAUGGUCCAGAUCAAGCACCCGCUUGGGCUCGUAAACCUGAGUCUUCAAGGAGAGAUGAAUCAGCAGCUUCUCAAGGCAGGGCCAAGAAACACCAGUCUCAUUGAUGAGCUAUUCAUUGUAAAUCUGGCUGUGGCUUCUACCCGUAUUUCUAUUAUAUUAUAUAGCAUUGUCCUGAAAGGGUGGUCCCAUGAGGAAAAUAAUAAUUGAAAAUGCACAUAGUAUUAUGCCUAAAAAUGUUCGGUGAAACAAUAAAAAUGAGCAUGCGAUGGAACAUUCUAAUGUUAA